Molecule: messenger RNA, 2106 nt
Organism: Geodia barretti
Lineage: Eukaryota; Metazoa; Porifera; Demospongiae; Tetractinellida; Geodiidae
Source: the annotation of a GenBank genome assembly
GUGGUUUCGGGCGUAUUAUACACGGCGGGUGCUUCUUGCCUGCAUCGGUUUUGCUACAGGUCGUGCAGAUUUCCCCCUGAGGGGAUGUCCAUGUCUCGAGUGGGAGAGGAAGAUGGCGAAAGACUAGCAUAUUCCAUUCACAGCUGUUCUAGUUAUUCUGGAGAAUUUACUCCCGACCGGGUUCAGGCCGACGACCCCGCCGAUCCCAAAUCACGCUGGUUGAGUGACGGCAGUAAAGUUCCCCAGCAUAUUACCGUGAAGCUGGCAGCUCCGGCGGUUGUGUUGUCUGUCGUAUUUGGUAAAUACGAGAAGAGCCAUGCCUGUAACCUCCGGAGGUUCUCAGUAUUUGGAGGAAUGGAAUGUGAUCAUAUGUAUCUUCUCUGUGAGGGGGGUUUGACCGACAACUCAAAGCCAGAGAGCUUCCCUCUUCGCCACGAGGUGGGAGGGAGGCCAUUUCCAUGUCAGUUUGUGAAGGUGGUGCCUGUCCAAUCGUGGGGUGGAACACUGUACAGUGUGUGGUACCUGGAGUUGCGCGGGAUUACAGCAAAGCCAGUGGUCUCACAGGCUCAGAAAUGGCUACAACAGUUUUGUAGAAAGCAGGCCUUGCGACUGUGUAUGAAGCACUUGCGAGAAUGUGACUAUAGUGACGCCUACCUCACCCUGUGCAAACAGUCACGAGUUGAACUGGAGCACCCUCUCCUCUCCCAGCUGCACUCCACGCUGGUUGUCAGGGGAGACUUUGUGACCACUGAAGCAAUUGUACAACAAGCUGCAGAGGAUGGUUACCUUGACCAGUAUGUGAGUCAGCAGCCAGUCCAGGCCAAGUGGAGCCCUGUCAAACCCACAUCAGAGGAGAAGCCAGGGAUGCGUGGAGGUCACCAGAUGUGUAUGGAUGCUGAAAUGGGGCUCCUGUACAUGUUUGGAGGAUGGGAUGGUAUCAAUGACCUUAGUGAUCUCUGGCAGUUUACAGUCGAGACAUUGCGAUGGGACUGUCUGAGCACGGACACUUCACAAGAGGGAGGCCCCAGUGGACGCUCAUGUCACAAGAUGUGCCUGGACUCUGGCUCCCAGCAGCUCUUCCUGUUGGGCCGGUACCUCAGUCCUUCCUCGCGCUCACCACUCAGUCCCACCAACAUCCCAGGAGACUUUUUCAGGUACAGUAUUGCAGACCGGAUGUGGCAGCUGCUUUCAGCUGACACACAUGCACAAGGAGGACCGCACUUGAUCUACGACCACCAGAUGACAUUCGACCCCAUAACUUUUACUCUCUAUGUGUUUGGCGGUCGAGUGUUGACAUCAUGCUCAGCUGUGGACUCAGCAGACCAUGUGUACAGUGGACUGUACAGCUACAAUACAUUAGAGGGUCAAUGGAGCUGCCUCAGACCUGACUACAGUGGAGGCUCACCCUACCCCCACAAUCUGGUCCCCCGAAUGGCACACUCUCUGCUCCUACACCCAAUUGCUAGGAAACUGUAUGUGAUCGGCGGUCAGAGAAACAAGCAACCGCUCAGUGACAUGCUGACAUUUGACCUGCAGUCGAAGGAAACUGAGAUUCUAGCCAAUGGAAAGGACACAAGUGUGCCUGCUGCUGGGUUCACCAUCAGGACAACCUUGGACCCUGUCCACAAUGAAAUACAUCUCCUCACUGGGUUAAACAAAUUUGAGGGGACUCGUGAUCAUGGGGUUAAGAAGGGUGUCUGCUCUAACUCCCUGUGGCUCUACAGAAUAUCCAGCAAGACUUGGACAUGCGUGUUGUCUGGGGACCAGAGGGACUGGUGUCCCGCCGCAGCUGCCCUCCCUGCCCCUCGCUACGCUCACCAGCUGGUCUUUGACCCCUCCACCCAGUCCCACUACAUGUUUGGUGGCAACCUUGGCAACGAGGUCCCACCCAGUCCACAGGCCAGUAUGCGGCUAGACGACUUUUGGAAGUUAAAGCUAGUUCACCAGACAAGAAGUCAGUUGGUAAGAAAGUGUAAAGUUGCCAUCAGACGACAGAAGUUCCAUGAGCUGGCCCAGUCUGAUCAGGUACAGGCCCUCGCCCACCUACAGUCCUCCCUCUCAACACUAGUCAACCACAACGAUGAAGAUGAAAGUGCUGAGGUUUAG